This is a messenger RNA of Uranotaenia lowii, 993 nucleotides long. RefSeq lists its product as uncharacterized. The transcript is spliced from 3 exons. The coding region runs from base 1 to 993 and encodes 330 amino acids. NCBI's taxonomy places the organism in Eukaryota, Metazoa, Arthropoda, Insecta, Diptera, Culicidae. The record is from RefSeq and is a predicted model, not a curated record.
AUGACAGAAAUAAAUAGUCUUUUAAAGCUUUUAAUUCGAAAGUACAACACUUUGGCGACGAGAUUAAAGAACUCACGUUUGCAAUCAACGCAAAAUGGCACCACCAACCGAAAGAUUGCUCGAAAUGAUUUGGGAGCAGAACGCCCGUUUGAUGGUUAUGAUGGAGCGGUUCAACAACCAAGCCGCCCCAGCCCGGCAAGCAAGCGCGGUCCGGAGUUUAUCAUCGAGUCCCUGGCGUCGAACAUAAAGGAGUUCUGUUACGAUCCCGACAACGGUUUGGUGUUCGAUAGAUGGUUCCAGAAAUACGAGGAUCUAUUCCUGAGAGACGGGGAAAAUUUGGACGACGAGGCAAAAGUUCGCUUGCUGCUGAGAAGUUUAAGCAUCCACGUGCACGACAAGUGCCGGUAUCAAUGCUUCCAAGUAACCAAGCAACCGGAAGAGGAUUACAUAACCUACGCCGGACUCGUGAACAAGCGCUGCGAAGACUUUGAGCUGAAUCGAAUCACUGCCGAUCAGUUCAAAUCUUUGAUUUUCAUCUGCGGAUCCCCGAAGGAAUCCGACAUCCGGACCAGGUUGCUGUCGAAAUUGGAAUCCGAAGGCGAAGGGGAAUAUAAACUGGAAACGUUAAUCACUGAGUGCCAGCGUUUACAUAACCUCAAAUCUGACACGGCUAUGCUGGAACGGAAGCAACCAACGACAGCUUCAAUCUGCGCUAUCAACAAGAAAAAGCCGUUGUAUCAGCCCGCUUCUACAUCAAAGGAACCGUCAAGCGUUCCCAGGAGUCCUUGCUGGCAGUGUGGGGGAAUGCACUUUGUGCGUGACUGUCAAUUUUCCAACCACACCUGCAAAGUCUGUAAUAAAACGGGCCACAAGGAAGGCUACUGCAACUGCUUUUCGGCGAAGCCAUCAGCCGAAAGCAGAAGAAAACCGAAAAGGAAACAGAAGCCCAAUGUCAACGGAAUUUUUGCUACCAACCGAGAAAGCUGGUGCUGA